GUUAUGCGGACAAGCUUGUUGUUUAGCUCUGUAAUUCUCGUGCUGUAUUGCCGUUGUGCGUCCGUCUUAUCGUAGGUGUCAGCAGAGAGACACGCGCGUGUGAAUUGUUCUGAAAAAACCAUUCGACAGAACGUGACAGCCGGAACGCGUGUGCUGUUGCCUUAACCAAAGUGGAUAGUUUCCGGUGGGACAGUCUCCACAGCAUCGCGGUUUGGAACUUGUGAGAUCUUAAAUUGAAAAGACGUUACCGUGUCUGUGGCCGGCUGUCGAGACAGCGUUGUGGAGUGGCUCACCGCCAAUUGUGUUCUUUUGUUGCGCAACAUUUGCUGAUUCAUAGGUGGGUUUGUUUGCUGGGCUGGGAAUCUCGAGCCACAGUUACAACAAGUUGGCUGAAUGUGCGUUUAAUUCGGGGGUGAUGGAUGCUAGGGAAAUCGCACGUCUGCAGUCUGCUUGUGUGGCAAGUAUGGUCGCAUAAUACCGUCAAUCACGCCCACGCGAAACCGGAACAUGUGAAGUGGUGUCUACCUGAGAGGGACACAUAGGUGCACAGCAGAAACAAGACGAAGAAGCAAAGGAAGGAUAAGUAAGUGUUGGGCCAAAAACAAAACCAGAACACGAAAGGCCAACGAAAGGAAAAGAAUUCUGUGCCAUAUCUGGUUGGCUUCAUUCUGGCUGCUACUGUUGUCGGGUCGGGAGUCAAGAAAACGAGUCUCGGGUGUCAUACAAUAAAUGUGCGGGUGAAAUUGGUACGGAAUUCUGCUCAACCAGAAGCUCGGUGGGAAACAAGUGUGUACAACGGGAAGAAACCGAACGGAAGCGGUGAAAAGGGAAGAAAAUAGCCUGUUAUGCAGUAAGUGACCCAGGUGACAAGUGAAGAAGUAGAAUCUACGCUGAAGAGUGCGCAAUUCUAGGGCAGGUAAUUUUUGGAGAUAAAAGGUGAAUUGGUUUGGCCAAAUGGUUCUCCCGUAGUGUUGUGGUUAUGAGAAAAGCUAAUUAAGUAUAAACGACCGUUGCCUGUGAAGCUUGUUAUCGUGGCAUUAUCGCAGCACGAAUUUCUUUGUCACCUCUGGCCCGAUUUCGAGACUGGUGUGCUCAAGCUGUCAACGAUGGACGAGAAGUCGAAAGGAAAGGAGCCGGAGUCCUCGUUCUGCUUCAUACGGGGUUCGGACCCGCGGGCGGCCACCUGUAGAGGCAAACUGCAGAGUCGGCGCUGUAAGCUCAACCAGGAAAUCAACAAGGAGCUGCGGCUGCGCGCUGGAGCUGAAAAUCUAUACAAAGCAACGACAAACAAGAAGCUGAAGGACACGGUCGCACUGGAGCUGAGUUUUGUCAAUUCCAACCUGCAGCUGCUGAAGGAGCAGCUCUCGGAGCUGAACUCGUCGAUGGAGAUUUACCAGGGCGAAGGUUUGGAUUACGUCAUACCGAUGAUCCCACUGGGCCUGAAGGAAACCAAAGAAGUCAACUUCAUGGAACCGUUUUCGGAUUUUAUCCUAGAGCACUACAGUGAAGAUUCGAGCGUGUACGAGGAUGCCAUUGCCGAUAUCACCGAUACGAGACAGGCUGCCAAAACCCCAACCAGGGAUGCGCAAGGCGUGGCGCUUCUGUUCCGCUACUACAACUUGUUGUACUAUGUUGAGAGACGGUUUUUCCCGCCCGAUCGAAGCCUAGGGGUUUAUUUUGAGUGGUACGACUCGCUCACCGGGGUACCCUCGUGUCAGCGUACGGUCGCAUUCGAGAAAGCCUGCAUCCUGUUCAAUCUGGCCGCUAUCUACACGCAGAUCGGGGCCAAGCAGGACCGCUCGUCCGAGAAGGGCCUGGACGCGGCGGUCGACAACUUCCUGCGGGCGGCCGGGGUGUUCAAGCACAUCUACGACACGUUCACGAAUGCGCCCUCGAUGGACCUUAAACCGCAGGUUCUGGAAGUGCUGGUUGCACUCAUUUUGGCCCAGGCACGCGAGUGUCUGUAUGAAAAACUUUUACUACAGCUAGAAGAAACGACCAAUUCCGAUUGCAGUGCGUUCCACCGCAAUCUUUCCGGCGAAGCUACCCAGUUGAUGGUCGAGUAUCGCGAAAUACACCGGAUAAUACAGAAUAACGAGGCGCAUACUUAUCUGCCCGAGUGCUGGGCCGGGCUGGUCCCGCUCAAAUCAGAACAUUACAAAGCCCUGGCCCACUAUCACACAGCCAAAUCGAUCGACCCGGCGCUCGUGACACCCGGCAAAACGAGCACACCAUCCAAAAGCCCAGCCGGCAACCGGCAGAAGUUGGCGGCUUUCGGUAGCCAGACGACGCUCACCCAGUCUCGGGAUACGUUCAUCUUCGAUGAGACCUCACUUGAGGGCGACCUGAAUCCGGCCAUGCUCAAGAAAGCCCAUCUUCGGGAGUCGCUGUCUAGUCAUGAAGAGGCCCAGCGGCUGCAGCGGAUGUGCCGCGAGUUGAAGAACAAAGUCGCCCUAACUAAGGUACUGAACUACGCGCUGGAGAAAACCUCCGAAGAGCUGGAGAUGCUCGAUAUGGAACUGGACGGGUCCGGUUUCCUGGAUGAGGACAUUGAUCUGAUUGAUGUCACCCUAAAUACAACCUCGAAGUUCACGAUUUCGUUGACCGGACCAGAUUUUACCGCAUAUAAAAUUGAGGAUCCAUUUCGGAAGCUCGGUCCGAUAGCAAUUUUUUCCGCCAGACGACACUGGACGGCGCCACGGUGCAUACGGCUUCAGAAGGGCAGUUCUCUUGCGAUUACUGGCGGAGGAACGCUGGAUCGACGUCGCUAUAAUAGUACUACCUUGAACGGGGGUAGUGCCGGAAGCACUAGCAGCGGAGGAAGCAGCAUCGGAAGAAGUGACGGAAGUGGCCGGGAGAAAUGUCAGUGUAACAAAACCAAUUACUACAACGACUUGCGCUCGUGUGACGUUUGCUUUAAGAAUGUAUGUAACGCCUCUGAGUCCGACUAUCAUCGUCAGCAGAGUCAUCAUCGAUCAGCCAUCGGAUUAAACGUGGCUCAAUCGAUCGACGGAAGUGACUACAGUGGCACCAUCGAUAGCUUCGAGAGCUUUGGUUUUCAUGUGCGAAGUGAUGCUCCAGUUAUGGUUUCGAACGUUGAAAUCAAUUCGUUGGCUGACCUCGGUGGUAUUAAGGAGGGAGAUUUCAUCGUAGAAUUGUGCGGAAUCGACGUCAAAUGGUACACCCACCAGCAGGUGCUGAAGUUGAUUAAGAAUUGCACCAACAGUUUGGACCUCAAAGUGAUCACUCCGAUGGAUCGCAAUUACUUGAAGCCCAUGGCCUCCACUCACUCCAAAGGAUCGAUUUCAACGCUGUCUGGCAGCUCGUCGGGAGUGUCCUCCGGUGCGCCAAGUCCGACCGGGACGACAACCAAGAAUAGUAAACCCCGCUCGAAGCUGGGCAAAAAUCGGCUCAGUAGUUUCACCUCCGGCAGCUGGAACCCGUUCCGCCGAACGCAGAGUUUAGGAAAAAUAUUCUAGCCUGUCAGGUUUGUUAUUAUUCUGUACAGAUUCUACCCCUAAGCUUGUUUCGCUGUUAAGUAUAUACUACCGAAUGCCAGAAGGAAACCCAAGUCUUGAUAUACUUAUAAUUCUUAUCUAUAUGUACUUUUAAACUCACAAUCACAAAACAUUUUAGGAUUGUAAAAAACGGAUGCCAUCGAACGAUCGGGAUCGCCGUUUGUUGCUAGAACAAAGUCAAUUGGCGCCCGAUCGUUGUUGUAUUAGCAAGUGUACUUAAAUUAUCAAGCUAUUCAAUCUUUUAAAAGGACAGUUCUUAGUCUGUAUAUUUAUUAUUUUAACCUCAAAUAGAAUUCUUCGAAUAUUAAUACGAAAUGUACUAUUGUGUACUACUAAAUGUACAAUUAUCUUCUUGUUGGCGCCCGACAAAUUCAGCAACCGUGGGAUCGUCAUGCAGUUGUCUUCUGGGACACCCUUAAAGGUAGACGAAAUCAUAUAGAGAAAUAUUUCACAUGUAUGAGAAAAGAGAAAAACCUAAUAAGCUUUGUACAUUUGAGUAACUUUUACGGAUUUAAUAAGAAUCAGGAUAUAUGUUAGGAAAGCGAACGAUACACACUUUCUUGAUGAAUAAGGGAGUACCUAUACAUUCCAAAAUAUCUAUGAUUUGCAAAAUGGAAAAGAAAUAAAUAAUGGUUCAGAAACAUGAAA
This is a messenger RNA of Wyeomyia smithii (pitcher-plant mosquito), 4166 nucleotides long. RefSeq names its product rhophilin-2 (gene Rhp). NCBI's taxonomy places the organism in Eukaryota, Metazoa, Arthropoda, Insecta, Diptera, Culicidae. The transcript is spliced from 10 exons. Bases 1107 to 3479 code for a protein of 790 amino acids. Gene Ontology annotation, biological process: signal transduction; negative regulation of stress fiber assembly. The record is from RefSeq and is a predicted model, not a curated record. Gene Ontology annotation, molecular function: protein binding.